Acaulospora colombiana is the source of this 1136-nucleotide messenger RNA. Lineage: Eukaryota; Fungi; Glomeromycota; Glomeromycetes; Diversisporales; Acaulosporaceae. The record is from the annotation of a GenBank genome assembly.
AUCCUAUCCUAUCCACAAUGGCAACUCAGUACCAAGCUUCCUCGAACGUAGAUCCCAAGGCGAAAGCUGCCGAGACCAAGAAGCGAUUCUUGGACGUAUGGCCCAAGCUCGAGAAUGAGCUCGUCGACUUGAUGAAGCAACAUUCCAUGCCUGAAGACGCUACAGAAUGGUUCAGACGCAACUUGAACUAUAACACUCCAUGGGGUAAACUCAACCGCGGUAUCUCGGUGGUCGAUACAUUCGAGAUCCUACAAGGCCGUCCACUAACCGACGAAGAGUUUUUCAAGUCGGCAGUGUUGGGCUGGUGCGUCGAGCUCUUGCAAGCCUACUUCCUCGUAGCGGACGAUAUGAUGGACGCUUUUAUGCUCGAAGCCGCCAUCUAUCACUUGCUCAAAGUGUACUUUAGGACGGAGAGCUGUUAUGUGUAUUUGCUCGAAUUGUUUUUGGAGACGACGUUCAAGACGGAGAUUGGCCAGUUGAUUGAUUUGAUCACGGCUCCGGAGGAGGAAGUCGACCUCAGCAAGUUUUCCCUCAAAAAGCACCAGUUGAUUGUGAUUUACAAGACGGCGUACUAUUCGUUCUACCUCCCCGUCGCGUUGGGCAUGCGCUAUGCGGGCAUUUACUCGGACGAGGCCUACGCCACCGCCUUGUCCAUCCUUAUCCCCAUUGGUGAAUAUUUCCAAGUUCAAGACGACUAUCUCGACUGCUUUGGAACUCCUGAGCAAAUUGGCAAGAUUGGAACGGAUAUUUUGGACAACAAGUGUAGCUGGAAUGUCAACAUUGCACUGCAAAAAGCCAACGAGAAGCAGAGAAAGGUCUUGGAUGAAAACUAUGGAAGAAAGGACGCGGCGGCAGAAGCUCGCGUAAAAGAGGUAUUCAACGAACUCCAGAUCGAACCGCUCUACAAAGAGUACGAGCAAAACACGUACGAGAAACUGAACAAGCUCAUCGAUGCUAUCCCGGAGACGCCAGGACAGGAGUACACUUCGUCAGGAGGAGGAGCAACCAAGUAUGAGCCAAUGUUAGAGCCGUUUCCCCGCACAAUCCCCAGUUUGGGGAAUGAGAAGGACAAGGUGUCCCUGAAGCGUGAGGUGUUUAGGAGCUUCUUGAACAAGAUAUACAAGAGGCAAAAGUAG